Molecule: messenger RNA, 1607 nt
Organism: Ilyonectria robusta
Lineage: Eukaryota; Fungi; Ascomycota; Sordariomycetes; Hypocreales; Nectriaceae
Product: casein kinase substrate phosphoprotein PP28-domain-containing protein
Exons: 3
Coding region: 440-1192 (250 amino acids)
Cellular component (GO): cytosol
Molecular function (GO): RNA binding
Source: RefSeq, a predicted model, not a curated record
CUUCCGGCCGCCUCUAUCGCCUCUCAGCUGGAAACCCUGCGUCCCUUUGAGUCACACACUGGCCGUGUUGCCCCAAGGAUCGCCUGCCUACUUAAGGAAGGUAGCCGUCUGUGCCGUGUGUUGGUUUCAUGAGCAGCUUGCCCUUCAUUGUGACCAUUUCGAACCCUGCCACCUCCCUUUGGCAUUGUCCGAACUUCUCCCCUCGAUCAGUGAUUCGAAUACUUGCGAUACCACACAGCACGAAUAUCUCGUUCGCCGUUGCCUCCUUGAAUUCCCGUCGACGACGCGAACUGUCCAAAGAGCUUCUGUCAUCGUUAGCUACCCCGCUACCCCGCCUCCACCCAUCAAGGCUCAAACACCCAGCCUGAAAUCGACCAAUCCAACCUAACGGAAAAACCAUCAUCAACCUACCUCUCCCAAACCAAAAAUAUUGCCCAGCAUGGUUGGAGCCCCUGGAUCGAGUUCGCGUGGCCGAGGCGGCAAGUUCAAGAAGUACACUCGAGGAGGUGGCAAGCACUUCUCGCGCGACAUUCGCCCCCUUGAUGCCGAUGGAAAUGAAGUGAGCAUUUGGGCCGAAGAUGGGAAGACAAAGGGUGAGGACGACUCUGAUGACUCUGACGAGGAUUCUGAGGAGGACUCCGAGUCCGAGGAGGACAGCGAAGACGAGGCCGCCACCGCCGCCCAAGCCCAAGUCGCUUCUCGCGAAGACCGCAAGGCUGAGAAGAAGGCCCGUAAAGAGGCAGCCAUAGCCAAGUCGAGGGGGAAGACUGUCGAGGUGGGCGACAUGCCCUCCAGCGACGAGGAUGAGAGCGAGGACGACGAUAUGCCUGCCAACCCCAACCACUCCAAAGCCUCUCGGAACCAAGCUAAGGGCACUCCCGUUGAGGACAUCACUGAAGGAGUCGCAAACAUGGGCGCGCCUAGCAGCCGACGCGAGCGUGAAGCCUUGGAGGCUGUUGCCGCCAAGGAGAAAUACAUGCGCCUGCAGGCCCAGGGCAAGACAGAUGAGGCCAAGGCCGACCUGGCCCGCCUCCAAGUUAUCCGCGAGCAGCGAGCAGCCGAGGCCGCUCGACGACAAGCCGAGAAGGAGGAGAGAGAAGAGGUUGAGAAGAAGAAGAAGGCCGACUUCGAGGCGCGAGAGGCUCGCAAGAAGGAGGCGUCCGCUUCUAUCAAGAAGGGUAAGAAGAAAUAAACGGCGAGACCAAGGCUCUGAAAACGAGUCUUGCUGUGCCUCAGCUGUUAGCAAAAUGGUGCCUCUUGGAUGCUGCUGUAUCCGAAGUUGGUGCAAAGAGCAGAUGAUAAGAUACUCCCUCAUGAUGACGAAUACCACAAUUUUGGCAUGGCAUAUUCAAGGAACGAACACUGUAGAAAUUUCGUGAAGGUCUAAAGGAGUUGGCUGUGGGUGGCAUGUAGAUGAGUGAGUCAAUAUGGAUGAGGAGGUGUUGUGUCAAGGGAGGCAGUUACUUUCCAUGUAGGAGACACCCCUGCACAACGAGUCACAUUUGCCAAAGAGUCAUCCAGAUGGCUGCCAAGCCUUUCCCAACCACUGAGAGUAAGGAACAUAUGAACCUAAUUUUCACAUCGUAAUAUCGCUCGUUGACUGGUCG